Messenger RNA from Rhizoctonia solani, 228 nucleotides. RefSeq names its product ubiquitin-like protein ATG12. Lineage: Eukaryota; Fungi; Basidiomycota; Agaricomycetes; Cantharellales; Ceratobasidiaceae. The transcript has 3 exons. Gene Ontology annotation, cellular component: cytoplasm. Gene Ontology annotation, biological process: autophagosome assembly. Bases 1 to 228 code for a protein of 75 amino acids. The record is from RefSeq and is a predicted model, not a curated record.
AUGUCCAAUCCUCUAACAGACGGACACGCUUCGAUCAUGGCUGCUGAACCACCAGCUACAGCACAGCUAGAGGCUCUGCAACACUACGGGAAGCGCGAUGUCUCCAAAGCAUUCUCACCGGCGCCUGAUGAUACUGUCGCAAAUUUGUUCAAGUGUUUUGCCACCGAUGGGCACUUGAUUGUGAACUACAGGUAUACUGUUACUCCUCAGCAGCCUAGACCGUUCUAA